AUUCAGGAUCACCUCACACACAAAGGUGAAACAUUUUCUUGCACACAACUGAAAUGCAUAUUUCAGUGUAUGAGCGCAUUUCAUUAUGAUGUGUGAAAGGAUUUUAGCAGUUUGUGUGUGAGCGUUUCAAUAUGCAUGUCAGUAGUGCGUGUAAGCUUUUUUGGUUUGUAGUAGUGUGAGAGCUUUUCAGCAGCAGCAAUUCGAGAGAGCAUUUGAGUAAUGUGUGAGCGUUUCAGUAGCAUGCAUGAGAGUUUUUCAAUAGUGUGUGUGAGCAUAUCAGUAGCAUAUGAGAGCGUUGCAGUCGUGUGUAUGAAAGUGUUGAUGUCCCAGAGGCCCUCUCAUAGUAAACAGUGCAAAGUUCAAGUAUUGAUCUCCAAGCCGGGGAUGGAUAGAAACAAGCGUAAAAAUAAUGGUUACUUUCAUAGUCUGCGGAGGAGCUGACAUUCCUGAGCUCCUCCUGCACCUCGAGGCAAAAUGUGGGAAACCUGUUUUGAGGUGCGCGUGUGUCGUGUACCCGCAGACAUGGACGGCGUGUUGGACGGCGCGUCAGUGUUGUGCGUCUUCAAGCUGGUGUGCAGCCUGCUGUGCCUGCCCUCGCUGGCGACGUCGCGCAGUCCCGUGGGAUUCUGCAGCUGCUGCAUCCUCAUCUUCACAGACUUCCUGCUCACAGUUUACCUGAGCUUCCUGGGCUUCUUUGAGUCAUGGUUCAUCGAGCUGACGCCGCUGCCGGGCGUCAUCGCUCUGCGCUUCCUGCUCUUCCUGAGCAACACCUACGGCGCCGUGCUGAUGCUCAUCGCGCCCCUGGUCGCCGUGGAGACCCUCACUCGACUCCUGUGGUCGAUGAGAGACGUAGAAGAAGAGGAGGAGGAUGAAGAGGAGGAGGAGAAAGGUGGCUGGCGGUGUUACGCGAUUGGCUACCUGUGCUGUUUGUCGGUGUGGGUGUCGGUGGCGCUCAGCCUGCGGUGUCGAUGGAAGUUGGAGGAGGCCAGGACGGCGGGUUGUUUGGUCGCCGGGGGCUCAUUGAUGCGUUGCCUGCCCAACGUGCUGAGCCCCCUGCCCAGCGGUAUGCGCCCAUGCUGGGGUGCGGCUUUCCUCUACUUGAUCCUGAUCCUGCUCACAUGCUUGCUUCUUCUCAUCAGACGAACAAUGGCAGGCCACGGCCACGAGGAGAAGGGACACACGAUGCCGCCUCUCGAGUGGCCACACAGGCGUCAGUGGUGGGGUUCGGACUUGAUGCUUGCCUCGCUGGCCGUGAUCGGCGUCCUGGUGCUUCCGCUUUAUCUCGGCGUCAACAUCCUCCUGCUAAGGAGCGUGGAGACCCUCCUGGAGACCUGCAUGAGCUUCUUUUUGGGAUCCGCCCCCCGGGGCUCCACGCCCGCCACGCCGGUGUGAAGCGAUUGGACACCUGAUUUAAACGGGAUUACGGGAUUACUACGAUGUGGGCACAGUGUUUACAUGCGGGGAUUGGAGUCCCAGCGAGAUGCUGAGGAGGCAGGUUGAGGGAGGCUAGCUGGCUAAAGCCGAGGAGGAUUACAGGAAGACGACGCAGCGACACAGGCGUUAUGAAAUAAAAGUAUGUCCAUACGUGUGAAUCUGAGUGUGAAUUGUUGUUUCACCACAAUAACGUUUAAAGUUUUCGAUAAAUGUCGCAAGAUGGCAGCAAAGCACUACUUUUCAGCUAGACGGCGCUUUAGACUGUCAAAAUGAAGAUGCCACAUGAUGGCGCCAAAACAUUGGACUAACUAAAUGAAGCUCCUCCCCUCAAUUCAACAUAGUUUUUUAGCACACGGACAGAACCAAAGCAUUGGACUGACUAAAUGAAGCUCCUUGCCUCACAUCAAUGUAGUUCCUUGGUACCAAGACGGCGCCAAAGCAUUGUACUGACUGAAUGAAGCUCCUCCCCUCACUUUGACAUAGUUCCUUGGCAGCUUCCCCCCUCUCACGUCAACAUCAUUCUUUGGUGUCGGAAAGACUAAAGUGCUGGACUGUCUACCUGAAGCUACUCCACUCACUUCAACAUAAUUCCUUGCUACAAGAUGAUGCCAAUGCAAUAAAUGUGUCUUAGACAGGGCCUGAGUGCAAUAACGGCAGAUAGAAGUUUUUCAGUGAAUAAUGGAGGACAGGUUUCCCAAAAAUCUGCAAAUAGCGAAUUGUGAAAAUUCGGGGGUUCACUAGUCAGCUGGGAUAGGCUCCAGCGCCAUGGAAAAUGGAUGGUGGAUAAUAAAAACAUCCAGAAGGACAAAAAGUGCGGCAAAAAAGGAUAUACAGUACUAAUUGUUUAAUGCUGCUUUUGACUGUUACAACUAAAAAUAUAUUAAUAUAGUAAUAGUAACAAAAGAAUGACAUCUUUAAAAUCAAACACUGGGCAGACUGAUUGGUCAGAUAAAACAAGAGGCGUGGCCAAAGAGGUCUGUUUAAACAUAUUGUAGUGAGACGCAGGUGAGCAAACAAAACAAUGGGUGGAUGAUGGAUAAAACCACAACACAGGAAAUUACAUGGAAAGUUCCACAGUAUGAAAUUUAUCUUAAAAUAAAAAAAAUCUGGAAAUUAUUAUUUUAGUAACAAUAACAACACAAAGUGUAAAAACUAAAAAUGAAUUUGAGAAAUUAGCCAUGUGAAAUAGCAUUUAUUUAAAUAUGCCGAAAUAACGUUUCAAAAUAAAAUUAGGUAAUAGUUGAAUUCCUUUUUUUUUUUUUUUGUUCCAUAAAAAGUGUAAAAUAUUUGGGCAGCACAGUGUACUAGUGGUUAGCACGCCUUCCUUACCGUUCUGAGAUUCCGGGUCCAAAUCACCUCUGACCUUCCUGUGUGCCGUUUGCAUUCUCUCCCUGUGCUUGCGUGGGUUUUCGUGGGGUAUUUCGGCUUCCUCCCACAUUCCAAAAACAUGCACCCUGCCUUCAUUGGAGACUUUGCGGGUGUGAAUGUUAAGUCUAUUUGUCUACAUGUGCCCUGCGUUUGGCUGGCCAACAAGUCACCCAAAGUCAGGCAGGAUAGGCUCCAUCUCACCCAUGUGACCUUAAUGACGACUGAAGUGCUUUUAAAAAAUGGAUGGUUUAUUUGAAAAUUAACAAUGUGCAAUAUGUAUGCCAAUUUUGUAUUAAAUUCAUUUAAAUAUGAA
Phyllopteryx taeniolatus (common seadragon) is the source of this 3115-nucleotide messenger RNA. RefSeq lists its product as uncharacterized. Bases 475 to 1392 code for a protein of 305 amino acids. NCBI's taxonomy places the organism in Eukaryota, Metazoa, Chordata, Actinopteri, Syngnathiformes, Syngnathidae. The transcript has 2 exons. The record is from RefSeq and is a predicted model, not a curated record.